Lolium perenne is the source of this 1770-nucleotide messenger RNA. RefSeq names its product pentatricopeptide repeat-containing protein At5g43790. The record is from RefSeq and is a predicted model, not a curated record. Lineage: Eukaryota; Viridiplantae; Streptophyta; Magnoliopsida; Poales; Poaceae. Gene Ontology annotation, molecular function: protein binding; RNA binding; zinc ion binding. Gene Ontology annotation, biological process: RNA modification.
AUGAGCCCAGACGCGGCUCCCUCCCGCCACAGUCUCGCCGCCGACCCACUGCCGGCGCUCCGCCGCCUCCGGGCCGCCGCGCCGCGCGUCUUCGGGCAGCUCCACGCGCUGCUCCUCACCACCGGCCUCGCGCUCCACUCCCCCAACUUCGCCCUCCUCCUCCGCCUCGCCUCCUCCUCCUCCGUCUCCCACCGCCUCCAGCUCCUCCUCUGCUCCCCGCUGCAACCCACAGCUUUCCUCGCCAACUCCCUCCUCCUCGCGCACCUCCCCUCGGCGCUCCCUCUCUACUGCGUCCUCUUCCUCGGCGGCGCCGCGCUCCUCCGCCCCAACGAGUUCACCUAUCCGGCCCUCCUCCGCGCCUCCCCGCCCCGCGCAGCGCUCGCGCUCGCCACCCAUUCGAUCAAAUUCCUCGGCGCCGGGGCGGCAUCCCGCGACCGCGUACUUGGGGCCGCGCUGCUCGACGCCUUCGCUCGCUGCGGCAGGAUCGUGCCCUGCCGCCGGGUGUUCGACAGGAUCGUCGAGCCAGACCUGCCGGCCUGGAACGCGCUGCUCACCGUCUACGCGCGCCGCCGGGCCGCCGACGAGGCCGCGGAGAUUCUUGAUCUGUUUGGGCGCAUGGUGGUGUCAUCGACAGUCCGGCCAAACGAGAUCACCCUCGUCGCCGUCAUCAGCGCGUGCGGGGAGCUCGGCGCUCUCGGGCAUGGCCUGUGGGCGCACACGUAUCUUCUCAGGCGCAGGCUCGCCGUGAACUGCUUCGUGGCCACCGCGCUUGUCGAGAUGUACACCAGGUGCGGGAGAAUGGACCUGGCCGAGCAGGUAUUCGCUAGCGUUGACGACGACAUGGACACGCGCUGCUACAACGCCAUGCUCCAGGGUUUGGCAUUCCAUGGGCAUGGCCGUGCUGCCCUCACCUUGUUUGAAAGGAUGUGCGCCCAAGGCUUCCUGGUUGAUAGCGUUACGGUGCUAGCGGUGAUGUGCGCGUGUGCCCACGCUGGGUUAGUGGAUGAAGGGCAAUGGCUCUUCGACAAAAUGGAGGUUCAGUUUGGGGUCGCACCGAGGAUUGAGCAUUACGGAUGCAUGGUCGAUAUACUGGGAAGAGCUGGUCGGCUCGAUGAUGCUGAGAAGCUUAUCCGAGGGAUGGACAUUCCGCCGAAUGCCGCCAUGUACAGGUCUCUGAUACGGGCUUGCGGGAUUCAUGGCAAGCUAGAGCUUGGGGAGAGGAUGAUCGGAGAGCUGGUGCGGCUCGAGCCAGAGCAGAGUGGAAAUUAUGUCCUCAUGUCCAACUUCUACGCAAGAAUGAGACUAUGGGAGGACGCCAAGAAGGCGAGGAAGGAGAUGAAGGACAUGGGCAUUGACAAGAGCCCUGGGUCAAGCCUCCUUGACAUCGACGGUGUUCUCCAUGAGUUCUUGAUGGGAGACAAGACACACCCUGCGUCAAGGGAGAUAUAUGCCAUGGUUCAAGAGAUCGAGGCCAGAUUAAACGAAUGCGGGCACCGCCCGAGCACCACGGCCGUGCUCUUCAAUGUCGAGGAGGAGGACAAGGCAGACGCUCUGUCCUAUCACAGCGAGAGGCUCGCCAUUGCAUUCGCCCUGAUCGCCUCCCCUCAAGGUUCGCCCAUCAGGAUCAUCAAGAACCUCCGGGUGUGCAGUGAUUGUCACGACAGCACCAAGCUCGUCUCCCGGCUGUAUGGAAGGGAGAUCAUCAUGAGGGACCGUACCCGGUUCCAUCACUUCAGAGAUGGCCGCUGCUCAUGUGGAGAUUUUUGGUGA